CUUGAAGAUGGCUCUUAACAGCGCUUCCCGAGUUGCGCUCCGCCGCACAAUGGCUACCCAGUCCAGCUGGACCCAGCGCUCUGCAUUCAACGCUGCUAGGACCUACGCGACUCCAAGCAAGAGCGCUACCCUCAAAGAGACCUUCGCAUCCAGCCUGCCAGAGAAGAUCGAGCAGAUUAAGAAGCUCCGAAAAGACUAUGGCAACAAGGUCAUCGGCGAGGUGACCCUCGACCAAGUCUACGGUGGUGCGCGUGGUAUCAAGUCGCUGGUCUGGGAGGGCUCUGUGCUCGACUCUGAGGAGGGCAUUCGCUUCCGUGGCCGCACAAUUCCAGAAUGCCAGGAGCAACUUCCAAAGGCCCCUGGUGGACAGGAGCCUCUCCCGGAAGGACUCUUCUGGCUGCUCCUCACCGGCGAGGUCCCAUCUGAGCAACAGGUCCGCGACCUGUCUGCUGAGUGGGCCGCCAGAUCUGACGUUCCAUCAUUCGUUACCGAGCUCAUCGACCGCUGCCCAUCCGACCUCCACCCAAUGGCUCAGUUCUCACUCGCCGUCACUGCUCUCGAGCACGAAUCCUCAUUCGCAAAGGCUUACGCUAAGGGUAUUAAGAAGAGCGAGUAUUGGGAGCAUACUUUUGAGGACAGUAUGGACCUGAUUGCUAAGUUGCCAACGAUCGCUUCUCGCAUCUACCGCAACGUCUACAAGGAUGGCAAAGUCCCAGCUGUUGAGAAGAACAAGGACUAUGGUUGGAACUUGGCCAACCAGCUGGGCUUCGCUGACAACACCGACUUCGUCGAGCUUAUGCGAUUGUACUUGACUAUCCACUCCGACCACGAGGGUGGUAACGUCUCCGCUCACACUACUCACCUGGUUGGGUCUGCUCUCUCCUCGCCUUUCCUCUCGCUUGCUGCCGGUCUCAACGGUCUUGCUGGUCCACUCCACGGUCUCGCCAACCAGGAGGUGCUCAACUGGCUCCUCGAGAUGAAGAAGACCGUUGGUAGCGAUCUUUCCGAUGAGAACAUCACCAAGUACCUCUGGGACACCCUCAAGAGCGGCCGUGUCGUGCCAGGGUACGGCCACGCUGUGCUUCGCAAGACUGACCCACGUUACGUCUCGCAGCGAGAGUUUGCCUUGAAGCACCUUCCAGACGACCCAAUGUUCAAGCUUGUUUCGCAAGUGUACAAGAUUGCCCCAGGCGUUCUCACCGAGCACGGCAAGACCAAGAACCCAUACCCUAACGUCGAUGCCCACUCUGGUGUCUUGCUGCAGUACUAUGGUCUCACCGAGCAGAACUUCUACACUGUCCUCUUUGGUGUCAGCAGAGCAAUUGGUGUCCUCCCUCAACUCAUUAUCGACCGCGCUGUUGGUGCACCAAUCGAGCGACCGAAAUCCUUCAGCACCGAGCACUGGGCUAAGCUUGUUGGCGCUAAGCUCUGAAUUGCUUACACGUUGCCUACACCACCUAAAAGAAACCCAGCACGCACCAAGCGGGCAUUGGACUUGCUCGGCGGCGAUGGCGGCGGAAGGACGACGGUCCAUUGAUGAUUUAAGAGCAUACAUGCAUGAAAUGUGGAAAGCGCUUCAGUCCGUGUAUUACAAGCUUCGAACUGUAUACAUAGGGAGCGCUGUUUGAUCGUGCUAGAGGUGUUAUUGUCGGUCACUGUCCGAGCUAGAUUUUCCUAUGUAUCAAUACCAUCAAAACAGCGGCAGCUGGCACUCGAGAUUUGAUGAAAGGUCGAAUGGUGUUUCAGUCAGUGCUGUAGUACCCUUCCCUGCCG
This is a messenger RNA of Pseudocercospora fijiensis CIRAD86, 1773 nucleotides long. RefSeq lists its product as uncharacterized. Gene Ontology annotation, biological process: citrate metabolic process; tricarboxylic acid cycle; carbohydrate metabolic process. The transcript has 2 exons. The record is from RefSeq and is a predicted model, not a curated record. NCBI's taxonomy places the organism in Eukaryota, Fungi, Ascomycota, Dothideomycetes, Mycosphaerellales, Mycosphaerellaceae. Bases 8 to 1432 code for a protein of 474 amino acids. Gene Ontology annotation, cellular component: mitochondrial matrix.